AAAUGAGUUGCACGAUUGAGAAAGCCCUAGCAGAUGCCAAGGCGCUGGUGGAGCGGCUCAGGGAACAUGACAACGCUGCAGAAGCUCUUAUUGAACAGACUACAGCUCUUAACAAGCGCGUGGAAGCAAUGAAACAGUACCAAGAAGAAAUUCAAGAGCUUAAUGAAGUAGCAAGACAUCGUCCUCGGUCUACGCUAGUGAUGGGUAUCCAGCAGGAAAACAGACAGAUUAGGGAACUGCAACAGGAGAAUAAAGAACUACGCACAUCUCUUGAAGAACAUCAGUCUGCUUUGGAACUGAUAAUGAGCAAGUACAGGGAACAGAUGUUUAGGUUGCUCAUGGCGAGCAAGAAGGAUGAUCCCAGCAUUAUAAUGAAGUUAAAAGAGCAACAUUCCAAAGAACUGCAACUGCACGUGGACCAAAUCACAGAAAUGGCAGCAGUCAUGAGGAAAGCCAUUGAAAUUGAUGAGAGGCACGGCUGUAAAGAGCAGGAGCGUAUCGUUCAGCUGGAACAAGAAAACAAAGGCUUAAGAGAAAUUCUUCAGAUAACUAGAGAAUCAUUCCUGAACCUCAAGAAAGAAGAUGCAUCAGAGAGCACAUCUCUGUCAGGAUUAGUAACAAGCAGUGAUCUGAGCCUGAGGAAAAGCUAAGGACUAUGCACGUCAGGCAGCUUCAAUUGCACACUUUACCAAUGGAGUAUCAGGGGUCACUUGUCAAGCACUUGUUACUGAAUAGGGCACCAGCAAGCUGAAGCAUCUUAAAAAUGAGUUUAGUGCAUUUUAUUCUAUGUGAAAUAAAUUAAAAAUGGUAUUCUAUAAAGAAACCUUAGCGAUAGGUUAAUUGCCAUAGAACUAACUCCAAUAGGAAAUGGUUUAAUGCACCUACUGAAUUGGGAAUUAUUUUUAUAUGAAGUCAUUUAACUGAUAAAGGCCAGGAUGUCACAUAGUUUAUAGAAAUGAGUGCUCAUACAAACUUUCCCCACAGCUGUGAUAAAAUAAAGGCAGGUCUUUCUGGCUCGAGCAGUAGCAGUGGGCGAGCCUUGGGCGCUGCCCACGUUACACUUUCCUCCCGUAACGAGGUGUUUGGUUUUGGUUCUUGAAUUGGCAUUUUGCAACAAACUUGUUUAGGGGAAGGGGUCUGCACUGCAACGUAUAGAGCCUGAGGAUUUCUGUUUAGGUAGCCACAAGGUAUCCUGUACGAAUGCAAAGGCAAUUUUGAGASGCGUAAGCAAUGCUUUUGCCAUUACUCAAUAUGUAUUUUUAAAAUUUUGAAUGGGAUUCUGAAGAGUGUAUAGAUACUUAACUGUAUUUUCAAAAUAUCAGAAGAGCUGCUCCCAUUUCUCUUUGUUACUGUAUUCUGCAAUGCAGCUGGCCCACUGUAAUGCUGCCCUAGCUCUUCUCCUCCAGAGAAGACCAAGCUCAGUUCUCGCUAACCACAUUAGCCCCCUCAAWUUUCUCUCAGAUAGUCUCCCCAAAUUUCCUAAGCAGGACUUUGAAAUGUUAGUUUCAGUUGGAACCUCCCCAGCAUGUAGCAGCAGGAAGGUAUUUGGGGGAAGGAAGCAGAAGCUCCAGGGUGAUGCUGGCAGCCUGGCCGCCCGCCCCCGGUCCUGCCCAUUCGUCUUUCUUAAGUACUGAGUAGUCUUCAAGCCGAUUUCUAGGCACAUUUCGGGUGCAUGUUCUGUUUUCACUGGAAGUUUCUACGUGACAAUAGCCCGUCUGUCUUUAAUCCUGAAACACCUGCAGGAGGGAGAAGGAGCUGGCACCGCUGCCCGAGUUGUAGCUUGUGUUGGAUGCAGGUACUAAGAAGUGCUGUGUGAGGCAGGUCUGCAGUGAAGAGGUGCUGACACGGCUCACGUUUCGCUUUGGUGUGUCAGACUCGUUGUGCCCCUUGCUCGUUCCUAACUAGCACUGCUGUUCCUCACCACCCCUUUCUGUGUCGCGUGUUCCCGUGCUUCCAGCUCGCGCCGUGCGCACACAGCAGCGCAGCGGAAGCUCCCUGCCACACGAAAGGCUUGAUGCCCGAGCAACAGCCACGCUUGAAUCUUUAGGCUGCUUCGUAACUCACCUAGCAGAACAAGCUGGCCUCUGCAAAUAAUUUUCAUUUAAUCAAAUUUGAUUUUCAGUUGCAGCAAGGCAAAGACAAAUUAAGCAAACUAUUUUAAAGUGUGUCAGAUGUAAAUAGAACUUCCUUUUGACUCAGCAUAACUUCCCUAGGCUCAAGAUAAAUACACCGCAAGGUCUAAUUUUCAGCUUUCAGUGAGCUGAAUUCACAGGGAGCGUAACAGGGUCGUUCUGGUGCUGUGAUCUGCACCCAUACCCUUUCCUCUAGCGAUUUCAGGAGAAACAGGCAAAGGGGAAUGUUUAGUAGAGGCAGCAAAUGCCAGUUUUUGAUCAACUGAUGCACGUAUCAGGAAACACAGUUGUCAUAAGACCUCAGAAAGGAGAGCUAUAAAUGAAACUCUCCACGUUUCUCUGGCAAUUUUUGUACAAUUAGAGAGACUGCUACUUCUCCUUCCCCCMAAAAAUAUUGGCUUGUUUCUAAGUUAUAAGAAUAUGUUGAGGACACUCAUGCACAUGGAAAACAUUUUCACAUUUGGGGAAGAUUUGAAGGAACAUGCAGGCUCCAGCAUAAAAUCUCCUGGUGCGCUAUAACUACGUGUAAAACCCGCCCAGUGCUUCUAUCCUUCACAUCUUGCGUUUCUGCUGUAGCUUGCAAGCGGUGACUUACGAGAAGGGAUUUUUUUUUAAGACAUAUAAAAUUACGGGAAAUUUGGGUUAAAAUUUAAAGGUGUUUUUUUUAAAGUGUCCUUUCAGCCCUUGUCUGAGGUACCUGUCUCAUGUCRAAUGCAGUUUCACGGCUGACCUUCUGGUUUGUCUUUCGAACGCAGACUCCGGAGCCCUACAGCA
Nothoprocta perdicaria is the source of this 2906-nucleotide messenger RNA. RefSeq names its product FGFR1 oncogene partner 2 (gene FGFR1OP2). The coding region runs from base 3 to 650 and encodes 215 amino acids. Gene Ontology annotation, biological process: response to wounding. The transcript has 5 exons. Lineage: Eukaryota; Metazoa; Chordata; Aves; Tinamiformes; Tinamidae. The record is from RefSeq and is a predicted model, not a curated record.